UUGAUAUUCGUCAGUCUCGCGGUAACGGCGGCGGAGUUUGAACUGUGGUCCAGGAGGGAGGCGGUGACUGUUGAUCCGCUUUCCCCUGUUGUUCCACGCCCUUGCACCUCUGAUUCCCUUCCUGGCGUGUGGUGAAGUGCUGCGUGCUGUCCAGGAGAAAAUGGGCACGAUGGGCGGCAUGGAGCCCCUGCACAGGCUCUUCAGGAGGGCCACUGAUAUGAUCCAGGAAACAAGCGACUCUUUUGAGCAACACUUCUUGUGGCUAGAGGAGGUGGUGGCUGAGGCCCGGCAGACCCUUGCCACAUCGGAGCUGGUCAUGCUGCCCAAGACUCCCUCAGCUCCCAAGAGGACCAAGAGAGUUUUGAAAGAGGAUGCUGAAAACUUGCCUCCACCUGCCAGUGCCCGGCCAUCCCGCCAAGGCCGCCUCUGCUCCAAGCUGGCAAUUGAAAAGAUCCAGGAGCAGACGCGCAUGAGCCGGGUGAAGAAGCUGCGUCGACCAUCCUCACCCAUCAACCAAGUCCUGCCAUCCACUGCCAUAAAAGCCAAGACUCACAAGAAUCUUUACUUUGAAGUCUCUCCGUCUCCCUCUAGCCCUGGUGAUGACCCAGAUAAGUCCCCUGCAUCAAGGUGUGAACGUGCCAUGUCCUCCAGUCCAAGGAGCUCCCGUGGGAAUUCUCAGCAAGCUAUAAAGCCCAAGAGACUCAGCACACUUCAAAAAGACACUAGCUCUCCAAAGAAACACUCUACUUCCCUUCAGAAUGAUGGAAGUACCUCUCAUGAAGACCCAGUCUCUUUACUAAAGUGUGACAGCUCCUCACAGAAUGAUUUAAUUUCUUCAGUAAGGAAAGUUACUUUCCAACCAAAAGAAGGCACUACCUUACCAAAGGACAGUACCCAUCAAAAUACAGAAGAAAACCUCAUUCAAGAAGUAGAUGCAGGUAGUAAGUCACAAAACACUAACAAUGCAACAGUAGAACCUGAGGUGCAUCCACAAGAUGAGGAAGAGAUGCACUUGCAGUUGGAUGAGAGUUUUGAGGAAUGUGCAUCUGCAGAUGAAUCAGAGGAAGAGCAAGACAUUGAGCUGGUGCUGGAUUCACUAGAAGGGCAAAAAUCACAACGUGGCACUGAUGAAAAGAAAGAGGAUUCAGCUCUUCCAAACAUUCUCCAGCCUUCCCCUGUCUCUGCUCCAGUAGCUAUCUGCUCCGAGAAAGAGGUUGUUGAAGUUCAGGAUGUGUCACCUACCUCAGGCUCCUUGCCUCAGUCUCAUUGUGCCCCUGCUCCUAGAGUCAGUCGUACCAAACAGAGAGCCAUGGCAGCACAAGGUGUUUCAUCUCCCUCAAACAGUUGCCCUCAGUCUCCCACUGUUCCUGCCCCAAGAGUUACAAGGACCAAACAAAAAGUUACCAAAGUCCAAGAGAUUCCAGCUCUUUCAGACAGCCCUCCUGAAUUGCCAGCUUCCCCUGUGAAAAGGGUUACACGCACCAAGCAGAGAGUCAUUGAAACACAGGGCAUGGUACUUCCCUCGGAAAGUGUUCCACAGCUAUUCGCUCCUGCUCCAAGAGUUACACGCACCAAGCAGAGAGCCAUGGAAGCACAGGAUGCUGUUCUUUCUCAAGAAAGCGUCCUUCAGCCUCCCACUGCUCCUGCUCCAAGAGUUACACGCACUAAACAGAGACCCAUUGAGAAGGAAAUCCCUUCUUCCACACCAAAUUUGCCUCAGCCUGCCCCACGAGUUACUCGCACUAAGCAGAAGGCCAGGGAGAUGGAGCUACCUGUUAGUCCCCAAGAACCUACCAGCAUAAAACCUAGGGCUGAAGAUGAGGACAAGAUCAAAUCACAGAUCAUUCAAGACAGGGGGACACAACAACACCAGCCUCAAGAAAGUCAUGGGAGAGGCACAAGGGUCACUGAUGUUAAGGAUUCAGGAAUGUUCAGCCUUGGGACAAAAAGGGGUGGCUGGAGUUCAGCUGAGUCUGUGUCUUCAGAGGAAUCCUCUGCCCCGCCUGCCAGAAUAACUCGCUCCAAGAUGUCCAAGUUACAGCAGCCUCAGCUUAGUCCUGCGAAAUACCCUGCUAUUGAAAACUUCCAGCGGGCUUGUCACUCCCCAGUGGGUUCUGGACGCUCUCAGAGUCCACGCAAGGGGUCCCCAGCUAACAAGAGGUUGGCAGGCCACUCAAACAGGGAUGGUGGCAAGGACCCCAUGGCAGCAGAGGUGCUACUUUCCCCACUGCGUGUUGUUCGUCAUUCCCCAGAGAAGACAGGCAAGGUGUUGCAAGCCAGACCUCCAGUGGUGAGUGGUAGUUCAGGACGGGUCACACCAAACGUUAUAUCCAGGAUGCAGCCAUUCCUUACCUCUUCGUCCUCAUCCUCCACAGAGCACAGGAGGAUUGUGAAGAAGAUAGUAGGGACCCCAAGUGAAGGCCGCCGUCCUGCAAACAUUAUCACUGGUGUCACUUCCUUCAUCAAGACCCAGCCAGCACGCCCCACCAGGGAGGAGAUGGAGAGUUUGCGCCUUCAGGAGCUGCAAAGGAAGAAGGAAUAUGAAGAAGAGACCCUCAGGAAGAAGGAACAGCUACUAUGGGCAAAGACUGAGGAGAGAAAGAGGUGUAAUGAGGAGCGGAUGCGGCGAGCAAAGGAGGCCCGGCUGAAGAAUGAGCAGAUGGCAGCAGCAGCCAAGGAGCAGCAAAAGCUUGAGCGGCAGCAGAGAGAGGCACGGCAGCGGGAGGAGGAGGAGCAGCAGCGACGGCUACGACAGCAGCAGAUGGCCAAGAAGAAGGUUGAGGAGGCAAAGAAAGCAGCCAAACUGAAAGAGGAGGAGGAAAGGAAGAAACAAGAGGAAGAAGAGAAGAGGAGACAAAAACUAGAAGAAGAAAAGAGAAGGCAAAAAUUACAGGAAGAAAAAAGGAAGCAAAAACUAGAGGAGGAGGAGAGAAAAUUAGAGGAUGAAAGGAAAAAUUUCCUUGCAAAGCAGAAAAUUGUGUUGGAGGAACAGAGGAAAUUGAAGGAGACAAAAGCACAGAUGUUGAUGAAGGAGAAAGAAGUAGCAGAACGACUCAGGCUGAAAGAGUCUCUCCGAAUCCUCAGAGAGAGGGAACUGCAAGCUAAAAGAGAACAGGAGGCCAAGGCUGUUAUGAGUAGUGCUUACAUGUACAAGAAUACCCAUAGUACUCCUUUAAACACCACCAUUACAAAGGAGAGCAACAGUGGGCCCCUCAACACCACCUAUACCAAGCCUGCAGGCAGUGUGCAGACAGAUAGCUAUGAAAUUACCCCUCUUCAGCCCAAGAGGAGCUCUCACUCUCUUAAUAAUUACAACAUUUACGACAUUCAGAGUGAUGACUCCACAGAUGAUGAUGCCUCUCCUAGAAAGCCGAUCCCUCAGUGGGCCACAAAGACACAGAUGCGAGCAGCCAUGAUGCAACAAGAGCACUAUCCUCCAAAAGUCGAUGAGAUUUUCCCAGCCAGGUCUCUGCUCAUCAUCCCAGACCUUACUCAAAUCUUCCACCAACAAAAGCGUCGCUUCAGGAAGAGGACUUCAAGUGCCAAUUGGGAAACACCGCCAUCAAAAUACUUUCGCUUCAAGAGUCCCAUAUGAGGCAUCCAAGGUGAUGGGAUACACCUUGGUUUAUCACUGACAUAGUAGUGUAAAGUGGGCUUUACAUUCUGUAACAAGUUGCCAUCAUGUUCUAGGAACAUGGGGCACAUCUCAUGGGAGUUGUAAUGUUUUAAGGAUAUAGUAUUUAUCUUUCAUGGCAAUGAUACACAAAGUAUAUUGUCUAGUAUAGGUAGACUGCAAUGUUACUCCCUGAGCUAUAAGCCAUAGGCUAUUAUUUUCCUGCAUCAGACAUUAACUUGAUUCUUGUAUUUCUCUAGCCAAGUUCAAAAAAGGUUAUGCAUGUUGGUUGGGGAGUCAGUCAACCAAAGUGAAUGAAAAUGCAUCAUGGCAACACUACUGUCUUCCAUCAAAUUUUGGUGGCACUCAAAAUCCCCAGAAGAUGGCUAAUACUUCCUGGGAAACUUAAAGGUUUUAGUUUUGAUACAAAAUAUUUCUUUGGACCAAGACACCUCAGUGUCUUGGAAUUAAACCAAUCCUCACAGCAGGUAUUGCCCCCACAUUACAGCCACUCACAUCCAGGUCACAUCCUUUACACCUUACUUUACUGAGGUUUUUUUUUAAACAGCCUGUUGUAAUCCCAUCCUCUUUUGAUUCAAACAAUCCACUUUCUUAUACUGCUUGUGUUGAUGGUUUUAUCUUGUACCAGACCAUAGUGAGCAGUUGGCAUGCCAGGAUGUAUGCAACUUUUAUGCAACAUAAAAGUAUUUAUAUAUUUUGUCUUCUUGGUGACUGCACUUAGGGACACAGGAAAAUAAAAUUUGAACAUUUCAUGUAAA
This is a messenger RNA of Scylla paramamosain (green mud crab), 4392 nucleotides long. Its product is annotated as inner centromere protein A-like. The coding region runs from base 161 to 3595 and encodes 1144 amino acids. Gene Ontology annotation, cellular component: meiotic spindle midzone; kinetochore; nucleus. The transcript is spliced from 15 exons. Gene Ontology annotation, biological process: meiotic spindle midzone assembly; metaphase chromosome alignment; mitotic cytokinesis. Lineage: Eukaryota; Metazoa; Arthropoda; Malacostraca; Decapoda; Portunidae. The record is from RefSeq and is a predicted model, not a curated record.